GCGAGUCCCGCCGCGCGAGGUCCGGCAUGAGCUUCCCGCGGCCCCUGCGCCGGUCCGUGAGCCUGAGCCCGGCUCGGACCCUGCGGUUGGUGGUCCUGGGACAGAGCGCCGUGGGCAAAACAGCUUUGACAGUGAGAUUCAUCACCAAGCGAUUUAUCGGUGAUUAUGACCCUACAUUGGAGAUGAUUUACAGGCAUACAGCUGUCAUCGAUGGAGAGAUGGUGCAUUUUGAAAUUCUUGACACAGCAGGACAGGAGGAAGACUCCUUACAAAUAGAAGAGAAGAUUAAGUGGGGAGAUGGCUUUGCUGUGGUUUACUCUGUCACUGACAGAUGCAGCUUUGACGAAGUCAUGAGGUUGUGUUUCCUCAUCAACCACAUCCAUUCCAGCCCGAAGAGGAGCAGUGGGAGUGAGCAGCCACCAGUGGUGAUCAUUGGAAAUAAGAAGGACUUGCAGUUUGACCGGAUGGUGACCUCUGAGGAUGGGGAAAACCUCUCCAAGGCUUUGAAGCAUCCUUUCUAUGAAAUUUCCACCCGGGACAGCUAUGAGGAGACUGUGAUGGUGUUCAACACCCUGUAUAAUGAGCUGAUGAAGCAAGGGCAUUUUUCUCCGGGGACCUUCAAGAGACGAGCUGUGUCUAAACUGAUGGAGAAGAUCCCAAGGAUUCACGCCAACUCGACCCUGAGCUCAAGUGGCAGGAGCCUGAGCUUCAACUCCUUCAGAGACUAUAUCCCAGAGUGAACUUUUGCACAGCCAUUUUGCGGUGGCAAAUAAUGCAUACAUGGACCAACAGGACUGGGCAAAAGGAAAGCUGCAGAAGUGGUUGCUCCAAGUCUGGAGUCCUGUACAUAGUUAGGAAGGGUUUUUCCCCCCCCAAUGAACAUUUUUAAUCCAGGAAGGUCAUAGGGUGACCUUAGACUGAUAGUGACAAGGGGCUAGAUAAUAUUGGCAAAAAUGUAUCACCUCUUCUCCUUUAGAGACUGGUCUUUUAAAUCCUGACCUUCCUUGGGCCCCUCUUCAUGUUAUCACAUGAUGAUAGUUAUUCAAGGGAGCAAAGAAAGCUUUAAAUCCAGACCAGGGCACUGAACUCAGGCCUUUCUGAACAUCAUCGUAUCUUAUGGGGAUAGAUGGUGAAGUCUACAUGCAGUAGCAAGGCAAAGUUUAGUAAGGCUCACUUUCAUCUCCAUCAGAACAAUGUUCACAGCUAACAGAAUUAUAUUUAUACUUCAUAAUUGCUGUUGGAUCUACUAGUAAUUGCUAUGGUACAGUCUUGCUUAUCUAGAUGUAGUUGGAAGACAUCGAAAUUAGUGGCAAGAUUAGAGGUCUGGAUAAAAAAAAUGAUGUGUACAGUGGGUUACAGGAAUAUAAGAUGGGACAGAUAAUAAAUUCAGAUAAUCUGUAAAGGUAUAGAGCUGAAUUGACCAAAUGACCCUCAAAUUCAAUUCAAUGCCAUUUUUUUUGAGGCAAAGUGAUCAAUAAGAUUGCCACACAAAUAUACUCUGUCCCACCAAAAGAUAAAAAUGUAGUUCUGCAUUGUUUGGCAGAAGUGAAAGCAGUGUGCUUCUGUUGUAGAAAAAAGCCCUGAUAUCAAAAUGGCUGCCAUGGAUAAAACCACCUUUAUCUCUGGUAUUCCUUGGGCUAUCACAGUAGUUUGAACAACAUUCUGCUCAGUGGCUCCUAAGGAUUCUCCUCCACUAAUCAGUUUCCUUUCUUUUAAAAAAAAAUUAGGAUCCUCUCCUGAUUUUUCCAAAAUGGCUGCCACAUGUAAAACACCUGUAUCUCUGGAAUCCCUUGGGCUAUUACAACAGUUUUAUCUGCAUUUUGCUUGGGGUCAUCUAGGGAUUGUACUCCACCCAUCGUUUUUUGAAAACUUUCAAAUGUUGUCAUUUUUUCCCCUGGUCCUCUAAGAUGGCUACCACCUUCUUUCAGUACAAAGAAGGUCCAGGAAGUGGCUGCAGAAUGAUUCAACACUGAGGUUCUACCUUUCUGUGAGACAAGGUAUAGCUUGGUCAUUGUUUUGGUGUGUUUGUGUGUGCGCGUGUGUGUGUGACAAUGUUAAUGUUGUUAUCAGGGAAUAUAUUUAAUCCUGUCUUUUAAAUAGACUUCUGUGAAUGACAGACUCAUUAAACUGUCAAUACCAA
Sphaerodactylus townsendi is the source of this 2140-nucleotide messenger RNA. Its product is annotated as ras-related and estrogen-regulated growth inhibitor-like. NCBI's taxonomy places the organism in Eukaryota, Metazoa, Chordata, Lepidosauria, Squamata, Sphaerodactylidae. The coding region runs from base 27 to 740 and encodes 237 amino acids. The record is from RefSeq and is a predicted model, not a curated record. Gene Ontology annotation, molecular function: GTP binding; GTPase activity. The transcript has 4 exons.